This is a messenger RNA of Cajanus cajan (pigeon pea), 3613 nucleotides long. It is a transcript of the gene VLN5, whose product is annotated as actin filament bundling protein P-115-ABP protein. NCBI's taxonomy places the organism in Eukaryota, Viridiplantae, Streptophyta, Magnoliopsida, Fabales, Fabaceae. The record is from RefSeq and is a predicted model, not a curated record. Gene Ontology annotation, molecular function: actin filament binding. Gene Ontology annotation, biological process: actin filament severing; cytoskeleton organization.
UUAAAUAAUUAUUAACAAAAUUUAAUUUCACUACCCCAAAAAAAUUCAAAAUUCUAUAACAAACUAACUCGUUUACAUGCAUCUUCGCUAUUUACCCACUAUAUUCAAAGAAACGCGAAUGGACUUUCUCGCGUAGGUAUACGUAACAAGAGGCCCAGAAAUUGAAUUUUAAUUUGCCUUCCCCGAGUGCGUGUCUGUGCCUUUCUUCAAUUUUGGAAAUUCCAGAGGCGAGGUUUGCGUUUCACUGCCUUCAGAGGCUUCCUUUCAGGGUAACUGUUUCAUAUAUUCAAGCUUUGGUUGUAGAAGACCAAAUAGUAGAAGAACAGCAUGUCCAAUUCUAUGAAAGAUUUGGAUCCAGCUUUCAAGGGAGCUGGACAAAAGGCUGGACUUGAAAUAUGGCGUAUUGAGAAUUUUAAUCCAGUUUCCAUCCCCCAGUCUUCUUAUGGAAAAUUUUUCACUGGUGACUCUUAUUUGAUCUUGAAGACAUUCGCUUCAAAAGGUGGUGCUCUGCGUCAUGAUAUCCAUUAUUGGCUUGGUAAAGACACCAGUCAGGAUGAAGCUGGUACUGCAGCCAUCAAGGCAGUCGAGUUGGAUGCAUCUCUAGGAGGACGGGCUGUUCAGUAUCGUGAAGUACAGGGUCAUGAAACUGAAAAGUUCAUGUCUUAUUUCAAACCAUGUAUCAUACCUCAAGAAGGUGGAGCUGCCUCGGGUUUUAAACAUGUUGAGGCUGAAGAACAUAAGACAAGGUUGUUUGUAUGCAGAGGGAAACAUGUGGUACAAGUCAAAGAGGUUCCUUUUGCUCGAUCUUCACUGAACCAUGAUGAUAUUUUUAUUCUGGAUACUGAGUCCAAAAUUUUCCAAUUUAAUGGUUCCAAUUCAUGUAUUCAAGAAAGGGCUAAAGCAUUGGAAGUUCUACAGUAUAUUAAGGACACCUACCAUGAUGGGAAAUGUGAGAUAGCUUCUAUUGAGGAUGGAAAGUUGAUGUCUGAUUCUGAAACUGGAGAAUUCUGGGCAUGUUUUGGGGGCUUUGCUCCUCUUCCACGGAAAACAGCCAGUAAUGAUGAUAAGCCUGGUGGUUCUCAUCCUCCAAAGCUACUUUGUGUUGAAAAGGGGAAGGCAGAACCUAUAAAUACUGAUUCUUUGACAAAGGAGUUACUGGACACAAAUAAAUGCUAUAUUCUAGAUUGUGGGUUAGAAGUUUUUGCAUGGAUGGGAAGAAACACAUCACUUGAUGGAAGAAAAAGUGCAAGUGGAGCUGCAGAUGAGUUUGUCAAAGGCACUGGUCGACCAAAGUGCCAUAUAAUUCGUGUCAUUGAAGGAUUUGAAACAGUAAUGUUCAGGUCCAAGUUUGAUUCUUGGCCUCAGGGCACUCAUGGAACAAUGCCUGAAGAUGGUCGUGGCAAGGUAGCAGCACUUCUAAAACGUCAAGGAUUGGAUGUCAAGGGUCUUGUGAAAUCUGAGCCUGCAAAAGAAGAACCUCAACCCUACAUAGAUUGCACAGGACAUUUGCAGGUUUGGCGUGUGAAUGGUCAGGAAAAGGUUCUCCUUCCACCCGAUGAUCAGUCAAAAUUUUAUAAUGGAGAUUGUUACAUCUUUCAAUAUUCAUAUCCUGGAGAAGAUAGGGAAGAGUAUCUUGUAGGAACAUGGAUUGGAAAGACGAGUGUUGAGGGAGAGAGAGCUUCAGCUCUUUCACAAGCAAGCAAAAUGUUUGAGUCGAUGAAGUUUCUUCCUGCCCAGGCUCGUAUCUAUGAAGGAAGCGAACCAAUUCAAUUUCAUGCCGUCCUCCAAAGCUGUAUUGUUUUUAAGGGUGGACUGAGUGAUGGAUACAAGAAUCACAUUGCGGAGAACGGAAUUCCAGAUAAGACAUACAGUGAGGAUGGUGUUGCAUUAUUCCGCAUCCAGGGCACUGGACCAGAAAAUAUGCAAGCUAUACAAGUUGAACCAGUUGCUUCCUCCUUGAAUUCCUCUUAUUGUUACAUACUUCAUAGCGGGCCCACUGUUUUUUCUUGGUCUGGAGGUUUAACAACUUCAGACGAUCACGAGCUUGUUGAGAGAAUGCUGGAUUUGAUUAAGCCGGAUUUCCAAUGCAAAUCACAAAAGGAAGGUGUAGAAUCGGAACAGUUUUGGGAUCUGUUGGGAGGAAAAUCAGAAUAUCCCAGUCAAAAGAUCACGAGGGAUGCUGAAAAUGAUCCUCACCUAUUUUCUUGCGACUUCUCAAAUGGAAAUUUAAAGGUGAAAGAGAUAUACAACUUUUCCCAGGAUGAUUUGAUGACAGAAGAUAUUUACAUCAUGGAUUGUCACUCUGAAAUCUUUGUCUGGGUGGGACAGCAGGUUGACUUAAAGAGUAGAAUGCAAGCUCUAACAAUUGGUGAGAAAUUCCUUGAGCAUGACUUUCUUCUAGAAAAAUUAUCUCGUGAAGCUCCAAUAUAUGUUGUUAUGGAAAACAGCGAGCCACCUUUCUUCACCCGCUUCUUUAAUUGGGAGUCUGCAAAAUCAGCAAUGCUGGGAAACUCAUUUCAAAGGAAGCUUGCAAUCGUGAAAAAUGGGGGGACGCCACCUUUGGUUAAACCUAAACGAAGAGCAGCAGUAUCUUAUGGAGGAAGGUCUGGUGGUAUGCCAGACAAAUCUCAGCGUUCCCGCAGCGUGUCUGUCAGUGCUGAUCGUGUCCGAGUGAGGGGCAGAUCUCCAGCCUUCAACGCACUAGCAGCUAAUUUUGAGAGCCCAAAUACUAGGAAUCUCUCAACCCCACCUCCAAUGGUUAGAAAACUGUACCCAAAAUCUGUGACACCAGAUACAACAAGACUGGCACCUAAAUCUUCAGCCAUAUCUCGUCUUACUUCUAGUUUUGAACAACCAUUUGUACGAGACAAUUUGAUUCCCCGCUCACAAAGAGCUUCCCGCAAAUCCAACGCUGAUUCAAGUGACGAGGAAAGUUCUAUGAGCAGCAGAAUAGAAUCUCUUACCAUUCAGGAGGAUGCCAAAGAGGGUGAAACUGAAGAUGAUGAAGGUCUCCCAGUUUACCCAUAUGAACGCGUUAACACAGCUUCUACAAAUCCUUUAGCAGAUAUUGACGUGACUAAACGAGAGGCUUAUCUGUCAUCUGCAGAGUUCCAAGAGAAACUUGGGAUGGCUAAGGAUGAAUUUUACAAGUUGCCAAAAUGGAAACAGAACAAACUCAAAAUGGCCGUUCAGUUGUUCUGAGUUUUAAAGUACACUUUACCCUCUUUCUAUUUUAAGUUGCAGUAAGAAACUAAACAUACGGAAGUGAAAGGGACGGCUGAGUGUUUUUCUGUUUGUUGACAUAGCUACUUCUGCUCCCAAGAGGCCUCUCAUGACAAAAGAAAGUAACUAAAGAUUUUUCUUUGCAAUGGUCUGAUAUUUAGGUUCUUUCUUUGUUGAGAACUGCUUGGUGUGAAUUUUAUAGGGCAAGGGUUGUUGGAGUGCUUGUCAUUGUGUUUCUUGUUAAUCAUUUUUUUGAUUAAAAAUUGUUUUCGGGGAGCAAUUACUUAGGUUGUUUUGAUAAAUUGAGUAUGAAUGUACAGCAGUGUAAAAGUUACUCAACAAGUUAUUUAUUCUGGAAAUAAAAAUGUGAUUUUCCCCCUUUUCUUUAUUA